Pseudomassariella vexata is the source of this 306-nucleotide messenger RNA. RefSeq lists its product as uncharacterized. The transcript is spliced from 2 exons. NCBI's taxonomy places the organism in Eukaryota, Fungi, Ascomycota, Sordariomycetes, Amphisphaeriales, Pseudomassariaceae. Bases 1 to 306 code for a protein of 101 amino acids. The record is from RefSeq and is a predicted model, not a curated record.
AUGGUUUCUCGCAUUCCUGCCCUGUCAUAUGUAUAUCCCAGGAUUGACGAGCUACGAGAAAUACCCGGCGAUGCUCUUGCAACUACCAAACUACCGAGGAAUCCCUUGGCACCCAACGAUGCGGCAAUCAAGAACAUCUCCAGCAUCGCUCUGGAUGGGAUUUGGGACGUCAAUAAGCCCGAGGUUGUUACCCCUAUCCGGCUCUACCACAUGAUCCGAAGACCACUUUUAACCAACAAUAUGGCCAUCGGAGCCCAAAUUCGCCUCGAAAUUUCUGGCCGACCCAAAAUGGACCAAUUCCACUAA